AUGGUGAACAACUCUUGUGAGAAGGAUGACCACUCAUGCGCCAACAGAGCAGAUGAUGAUUCCGGGGAAAAGGAUAACAGCGAGGUGAAAGGGGAAGACAAACAAACUCCCCCGGUUAGUUCAUCGGAGGAAAAGAAAAAAGGGAACGGUACUGUCCAGGCGGUGAACAAUGGAAAGGAUGAUGCUCAUACAGGCGAAACAACUCCCCAUGGCAAGUCCACCGGAGUACCCAAGGAGGUGCCAAGUAAUGUGACGAGUGCACAAACGGACGAAACGAAGGACCGGAAGGAGAGUGAAGAACCUAAAGGCCAGUUAAGCGGUGCACCAAUCGGAUCGUCCACCGACAUGCCAACAGACGAAGUGUGGGUGAAACGAAUUAUAAACGUAGAAAUCACGAAAGAAAUAAAAAGCUUCAUUGAGACAUUUACAAAAAGCAGGGAUCGUAUCAUAGACUGGUGUUACAAGAACAGGGAUCUGUAUUCCAGUAAAAUAAAUGACAAAACGACCAACUUGUUUUUCCAAAAAACGAGAAGCAUACACCUCCUCCUCAAUCAGGAAAGUAUCGACAUUGACACGCUCAAUAUCCUCCUCUACUUUUACAACCUCUAUUGUACCCACAAUAAUAUGGAAAAGAUCAACGCCCACAGUGUUAUGUGCAGUUCCUACAUAACGUAUAGAGGGAUCUAUGAAAACAUAAACGAAAAUAGUAAGUCCUUCAAGAAUCUAUUGAAGGAAGAGAAGGCCUACAAUAGGUUGAUAGGGAAAACGAACAACAUAAAUGACUUUUUCUCCAAUUACAAGAAAACCUACCCGUACGGAAUAAAUUUAAUUUUGGGUUUAUUUCUGACCUUUCUGAGUGGGUACUAUGGGAGCCUCUUAUUGGGGUUCAGCAAGUUUACGACGAGACUGAUAUGCGGAAUUGUCUUCUCCUACGUCACCCUCAUCCUGGAGGUUAUUAUUUUUAUAAUUAUUAACGAGAAGGUGGAAAAUCUGAAGAGGAAUCAGAAAAAUGCAGGGCAUAACUACGGCUUGUACGAGAAAGUGUAUAUUAAGAAGGAGUCUGGUGGCAAGAGCCAGGUGGAUAACGCAGUGCGAGAAAAAGCAGAUUUGGUUCCCAAGGAAGAGUUACAAGAUAUGAAAGGGGUAGCAGAUAAGCACCCCACGCUAAAGCAGCGUCGAAAGGUUUAG
Plasmodium knowlesi strain H is the source of this 1188-nucleotide messenger RNA. Its product is annotated as conserved Plasmodium protein, unknown function. Gene Ontology annotation, biological process: vacuolar proton-transporting V-type ATPase complex assembly. Bases 1 to 1188 code for a protein of 395 amino acids. Gene Ontology annotation, cellular component: endomembrane system. The transcript is spliced from 4 exons. The record is from RefSeq and is a predicted model, not a curated record. Lineage: Eukaryota; Apicomplexa; Aconoidasida; Haemosporida; Plasmodiidae.